UUUGGACUGGAGGGGGGGGAGGGUGUCCGGCCUGCGAGAACCCCGCAUUUCGGCCACUCCAGGCUUUUCCCUUUUCCGUCAAAUUGAGCCCGAGCGAGGCACAAGACCAUAUUGGAGAGAGAGGGAGACUAGACACCACACACACACACACACACAAACACACACUCACACACACCAGACGACGAACAUCAGUACACGUACAAGUACAACCAGUGGCACCACCGCCAUCCUAUUGGCCUUCCCAAUUCGCGUGUGCUACACUAGCAAGUGAGGCGGUGGCUGCCAAUGCCUCCUCUUCCUUCUCCUCCUCCUCCUCAUCAGAUCAUAAGCCGCACCCUUCGAAAUGCGGGGUGCCUUACCCGUCCUCCGCGGGCGAAGAAGCUGCCGCCGCCGCACUCCAGGCUCAACUCAACCUCGCAGGCGGUGAGCCACGGGAGAGCUCGCCCUCCCACGACAUGCCCGACGACGCCCGCGAGACGAGGCUUUUGCGCUUCAGGUCACCAUCGCGACUCUGACUCUGCCGCCGACAUGACGCCGCCGUCCGCCGGAGGGGGUCUGCCCCGGUCCAACUCCUGCAGGACGCACGCGAGGGCCCGCCUCCAGGAUACGCUCACGGCCGACUUGCUCGAAAGGCUCCGCCGCUUCUGGUUCAAGCACCUCAAGACGGACGACGCCUACAUCCUGCCGCAGAAGAGCCAGAUGGGGCGGUGGUUCUUUUCCGACGCCGACUUUGACCAGGUUUGCGUGAGAAAGUACCGUCCCGUCCUCGAGGCCAUGAGGUCGGCGCGGACAACGAGCAAAGACCUGCUCUCCAUCCUGAGGCCCUCCACACCCCUGCAGUGGCUCGGCCUCGUCCUCCUCCUGGACCAGGUCCCGCGCAACGUCUACCGCGGCCCGGAGUCGUCCGUCGUCUUCAACUUCUUCGACCCCGUCGCCCGCGAGGUCGCCCAGCACGCCAUCGACGCCGGCGCCCCGACCCACCACCGGGUCCGGUACCGCGUCGCCUACCGCAUGUGGUUCUACCUGCCCCUCAUGCACUCCGAGGACCUCGCGCUGCACGACGCCGCCGUCGGCCACUACCGCCGCAUGAGGGACGACUUCGAGGAGCUCAUGGCCGGCGACGGCGCCGCCGGGCCCGACGACCAGCGCAAGUGCUGGGGAGUGCUGACCGCCCGCCGCGAGGCCGCCCGGGAUCUGCUCGAGACCAACUACGACUUUGAGAUGAAGCACCGGGACAUCAUCGUGCAGUUCGGGCGGUACCCCCACAGGAACGCCGCCAUGGGCCGGCCCUCGACGGCCGAGGAGAGGGAUUAUCUCGACAACGGCGGCGAGACGUUCAACAACAAUAGCGGCGGCGGCGGCGGCGGAAAGUAAUAAGAGUCUUUUUCUUUUCAAAUGGCUUUCCCUCCCUCUCUAUGAUUUUAUCGUGGUGUGGGUGAGCGCACUUUCUCGUGUCUUUCUGGAUACAGCGAGGGAACUUGAUGAUUGCGUCGCCUGUUUGCGGACUCUUUCUUUUGCGUUACCAAUUUUUUUUAAAAUUCUUGAGCCAUCGACGACAACUUGGUAUUGUCACCAAACCGGUAGGUGGUCCUGUUUCAACGAAGCUUGAGCCGUUGUGCAAAGAAGCAAUCCGAACACGAAGAAGAGGGACCGCGGUUGAACAACUGUUUUCAUAGUUAAUGUCUAUCUAUCAGCGAUUUUUAUUAUUUGCUGGUCAAC
Colletotrichum destructivum is the source of this 1719-nucleotide messenger RNA. Its product is annotated as Putative tetratricopeptide-like helical domain superfamily. The coding region runs from base 286 to 1374 and encodes 362 amino acids. The transcript has 2 exons. Gene Ontology annotation, molecular function: protein binding. The record is from RefSeq and is a predicted model, not a curated record. Lineage: Eukaryota; Fungi; Ascomycota; Sordariomycetes; Glomerellales; Glomerellaceae.